AUGCCGAAUCCAAAGCCAAACCUAAAGGGAAAGGAUACAGAGGCCACUAAAUCCCUAAACCGUAUAUUGCAACCCGACACGAUCCGUACCGUGAACGCAACGAGCCAUGUCAUUCCAAAUAAACCACCCAAAGUGCAGACGACCUAUGGAUCGAAGAGAGGCAAAGGACUAUCAAGAUAUUCCCGACGCAACGACAAACGAGAUGGUUCUUCUAGUAGACGAUCUACCCCGAAUGAGGAUUCCAGUGAUGAAUUCCAAGAGGGCCCACCAACAGUAAAGCGUGCACGAAGAAGUAACAGUGACCGACGACAGCCAUCCAAUCCACCAGACGCGAUACCAACCUUGUUUGUUGGCGAGACGUUGUCUAUCAAUGAUCUAUCAUCAGCAAAAGCCAACAGAGCAAAGAGCAAAGCCGAUGUUGAAGAGAAGCACAAGCUAUUUGAUGAUUUGAGCAGGCAAUCAAGUCAACUGGAAAGCACCGAUGAUGCCAAUUCAAAUCAACAUGGCUCACCGAAAUAUGUGUGUCCCUACUGCAAUGAGGUGUUCCCUACAGGCGAAAUGACUGAUCGACUUAAGCGGGCACUCAAGAUGAUUAAGCAAAAAGAUGAGGCCUAUGCACAGCAGGAGAUUGAGCAUCGAAUGAAGCGUGUCACCGGCAAGCAUAAGGAAUUGCUUAAGAAGCAAAUGAAAGUGAAGCGUCCUGUGGAUGGUUUAGAGCAACACUUUUUUUGUCGUCUUCAUCGUGCCGAGCUUGUUGUCAGGAAAGAGGGUCGAGCCAAGAAUUAUCCUGAGGAGAUCAGAUUUAACGACAUCCAUUCUCGACUUGAACGGCUUCGUGGUGAAUUGGAAAAGGUUAUUCGACAAGAGAGGAAGAGCCAGUUUCGUGAUAUUGCUCUCAAAGCGUAUGAGGAGAUGGGAAAGAACAAGGCACGCAGUACAUUGGGCGUCAUGGCGCGUGUAGAUAACAUCAUGACUGGAUAUUAUGGAUCCAAGGGUAGUGCCGUCAUACAAGAUGCUCUCAGCACCAUGUUCUUACACACUGGCAUGUUGACCAAUGCAAUGACGACACCACAACUUCCAUUGGAAUAUUUGCAACAAGUUCUGGUUCCUGAGGCUGCUUUAGUGUUGAUUCGGCAAGAUUUAUAUAACGCAGAUGCCAAGAAGAGACCUCGAGCUCGUUUCCCAACGUCUGAAGAAUUGGCUCAAUACAACGAGAAGGCUGAACAAGUGCUCAAAGAUAGUACCGAGUUUGGAAAAUUGGUGCACAUGGCAGAGAAUGAAAUCAUUGCCGACUUUUCAGAUCAAAGUUUGAAAAAGAUAUCCCUUAGUGACGAUGAAUCGUCAUCAUCAUCAUCAUCCAGCGAAGAAGAUAGCGACGAUAGUGAUUUUCAAGGCAAAUAA
Lichtheimia ornata is the source of this 1401-nucleotide messenger RNA. RefSeq lists its product as uncharacterized. The transcript has 3 exons. Lineage: Eukaryota; Fungi; Mucoromycota; Mucoromycetes; Mucorales; Lichtheimiaceae. The coding region runs from base 1 to 1401 and encodes 466 amino acids. The record is from RefSeq and is a predicted model, not a curated record.